AUGUUAGGUUUUAAAAGCAAUCUGUUCUUUGAUUGUCAAUUUGCUGUUGAAUGUUGGCGUCAUGUGGGCUUAUGGUAUGAUUGGAGUGAAGUCGAGAAUGCUCAUGAUUGGCUCUUAGAGAAGAUCAGCUCUGCACCUGCGGAGGAAGUAACAAAGAUUUGUAUUAUUCUGUGGGGGGUGUGGUUUUGGCGUAAUAAGAAAGUGUGGGAGGGAAAAGUUGUUACCCCUGCUUAUGCGAUGGAUAGCAGCUUUAAGAUGUACUCAGAAUGGUUGGAAGCCAAGAAAAAACAUGUGUUCAGUCCCCCUCAGCGUAGAUUAGAAGUGCAGAUGACUGAGAGUAAAUGGCAAAUUCCAGAACCAGGAGCCUAUAAAGUCAACGUAGACGCCUCUGUUUUUCCGAAUGCUCAGACCUUUUCUGUAUGA
Daucus carota subsp. sativus is the source of this 423-nucleotide messenger RNA. RefSeq lists its product as uncharacterized. NCBI's taxonomy places the organism in Eukaryota, Viridiplantae, Streptophyta, Magnoliopsida, Apiales, Apiaceae. The transcript has a single exon. The record is from RefSeq and is a predicted model, not a curated record. The coding region runs from base 1 to 423 and encodes 140 amino acids.